CGCGCUCGACCUGCGCUUAUGGGGUAUGAGGCCGAUGAUACCCACCGUCUUGAGGAUUCCUGAACUCGUAUACCUCAUCUGCUCGUUUCUGACUCCGUACUCGCGCGCAUGUCUGGCGCGAACAUGCAAGGGCCUCCUCGAACCAGCGCUCAACGCACUUUGGGAAACGCAGUCCACUUAUAAUCUGCUCACGUAUGCGUUAUCCUCCUGCAUCGUGCACACGCCCUUACCAAGUGGGAAGAAUACAAUUAUGACCUGCAACCCUGCCCCGAGAUCCAUUGACUGGCGUCGAGUUUAUUCCUAUGGACGUCGGAUAAGGCGGCUUAUUAUCGGUCGCAGAGAUGGCGAAGAAGACUCUGCGGUCGGAUUAUGCCCCACGGUCAUAGCAGCGUGGACGCUCUGCGCACAUAAACACAAACUGAAGCACUCCAAAAUCCUCUGCGCACAUACCUCGCGCGUCGAUUGGAUCGUCCUAGACAAGGAACAGUUGCGCUUCGAACACUCUCUGUGGAUCCGACCAGGCCUGCCUGUACUUCGACUGCACAUGCGGUCGGUCGAAAACUGGCAUCCCAGGCCGGAGUUCGCGUCUGCGCUCACGACGCUGGGAUCCAAAUCCCUUGUGGAGCUUCGGGUCGAUGCAAGUACGACAUUCAGGACGAUCGAGGACGCCAUAACGCAGAUUCUGCGCCAGUCUCCUGCCCUCGAAGUAGUCGAGCUCCGACACAUGAUCUCCCCGGAUCGCAUAUUGGCGCUGGCCGCUCUGCGCUCAUUGCGCGAGCUCAGGAUCAUGCGCCUGCCGGUGUUCGACGAGGAGCUGCCAAAGCCUGCAUUCCCCGCCCUUCGCUCGCUAUACUUCAACUGGACUCGACACGCCGCGCUGAUGAAUUUUCUGCACAAAAUCGAUGAUGUCCUGCCGAACCUGGACACUCUCACCCUGGGCUUCCGGCCGUCGGACGCUCUCAAUGGCCUUGGGGAGCUGACGGCCGUCUGCGAGUUCGUGGCCGAGCGCUGCAGUCCCGUGGGGCUUACCCACCUCUCCAUCGCCGACGAAACGGGGGGCUCCCUCUCCACGACCUGUGACGAAGUGCCGUACUACGCGGCGAAGUACGAGCAUAUCCGUGCACUGCGAUCGCUCAGAGGAUUGAAAACCCUGCACAUCGAGGUCUGGGGGCACGCCGACGUCGACGAUAGCGACAUCGAAUCGCUGGUAUCCACGUGGCCUGCGCUUGAGAGCUUUCGACUGGAUAAACCAACCGAAUCGGUCUACGAGUUCGACACAGAUGUGAAGGGUGCCCACCCCUUCGUGCCUCGGGCCACGACCAAGAGCUUGUUGUCCAUCGCCAGACAUUGUCCCAACCUCCGCGAGCUCGCAAUAACCUUCAACGCCGUGGACUUGACAAGCUCUGAUUCAGGCGGUCGCCCCGGCGGCGGACUGGUGCAGCACGCGCUACGGAAGCUUGAUACGCUGCACACCAUAAUCCAGCCUGACGAAGCGCUGCCUCUCGCCUUGUUCCUAUCGGACGUAUUCCUUGCAUUGGAUGAAGUCGACAGUGACACGAAGCUGCAAGCGGAAGUGGCCAAGGAGGAAGGAGAGGGAAUUCCGGAGGGGUAUGAUGGAUACAAGAAGCUGUUGGAGCUUUUGCCUAUUGUUUCGAAAGUGAGACGGCAGGAAAGGUUGGAUAUUAGAGCCCCUCGAAUAUGACUUGCUAUCGAAUAAUGAGGCCGCCCUCUGCUGAGUUGCUGCACAUCAUGUGCCACCAGCA
Messenger RNA from Schizophyllum commune H4-8, 1763 nucleotides. RefSeq lists its product as uncharacterized. The transcript has 2 exons. NCBI's taxonomy places the organism in Eukaryota, Fungi, Basidiomycota, Agaricomycetes, Agaricales, Schizophyllaceae. The record is from RefSeq and is a predicted model, not a curated record. Bases 251 to 1702 code for a protein of 483 amino acids.